AUGCCAGCGCCUCAAACAAAUUCGACCAGCGAGUCGACUUUGUCUGAAGCUCGUCCAGCUCAGGAUAUUGAGAAGGUCGAUCACACAUCACCACCAUCGGCAACAAAGGCUGUCACCAAUGAACCUCCCGAUGGAGGCCGUGAUGCUUGGUUGGUCACCUUUGGCAGCUGGUGGGCCCUCUUCAUAGCCUUCGGCUGGACGAACUCUCUUGGUGUGUUUCAGAAUUAUUACGAGAAAGAACUACUGAGCGCUUACUCUGCAUCCACAAUCGCUUGGAUCGCAUCCACUCAGAUCUUCAUGAUGUAUGGUGGCGGCAUUGUCUUGGGCAAGGUGUUCGAUCACUACGGACCUCGAUGGCUACUGGUUGUCGGCGGGUUUGCCCAUGUGUUCGGCCUGAUGAUGACCUCUAUCUCCAAGGAGUAUUAUCAGAUAUUCCUGUCGCAAGCUGUUUGCAGUGCUAUAGGUGCUAGCGCCAUCUACUAUGCCUGUCUGGGCUCACUUGCCAGUUGGUUUCGGGCGAAACGCGCAACAGCUUUUGGAAUUGCUGCCUCUGGUGCCUCCAUUGGUGGUGUUGUUUUCCCUGUGAUGGUCGACCGUCUCAUCGACCAAGUUGGCUUCGGCUGGACUAUGCGCGCGGUCGCCUUCCUCAUUCUCGGUGGUCUUGUCAUAGUCAAUCUUACUGUGAAAUCGCGGCUGGCUCACGAACCAAAGCCUAUUCAUAUUCGACAGUAUAUCAAGCCUUUCACCGAGAUCCCGUUUCUACUUCUGGUCAUCUCGUUAUCGCUUUUUUCGUUUGGACUAUUCCUACCAUUCAACUUUAUUACUGCUCAAGCACAGACGCUCGGCAUGUCCCCGGCAUUGGCAAAUUAUCUUGUCGCAAUUCUCAAUGCAACCAGUGUUUUCGGUCGUAUCAUUCCCGGUCUGAUCGCCGACCGGGUGGGUCGCUUCAAUGUCAUGUCUGUGGCAACCCUAGUUUCGGGUAUCCUAACCUUCGCACUGUGGCUCCCCGGCCGCUCGAACGUCGCAAUUAUCCUAUAUGCCGCAUUCUUCGGUUUCUUUUCUGGCGCUUAUGUCUCCUUAACACCAGCGCUUAUUGCCCAGUUGUCUCCUAUCGAGGAGAUCGGCAUUCGUACAGGAGCGCUAUACUUUUUCGUGUCAAUUGCUGUGCUUACGGGAAGUCCAAUUGCCGGAGCGCUAGUUUCUGUCGACAAUGGUAAUUAUGGAUAUCUGGAGAUUUUUGCAGGAGCCACAAUGUGUGGCGGUGCUGUGCUAGUCGUCUUCACUCGUGUUGUGAAAGGCGGAUUCAAGUGGGCUGUUUUGUAA
Molecule: messenger RNA, 1323 nt
Organism: Penicillium manginii
Lineage: Eukaryota; Fungi; Ascomycota; Eurotiomycetes; Eurotiales; Aspergillaceae
Product: MCT family MFS transporter
Exons: 2
Coding region: 1-1323 (440 amino acids)
Biological process (GO): transmembrane transport
Cellular component (GO): fungal-type vacuole membrane
Molecular function (GO): transmembrane transporter activity
Source: RefSeq, a predicted model, not a curated record